This is a messenger RNA of Oreochromis niloticus (Nile tilapia), 5170 nucleotides long. Its product is annotated as protein NLRC3. Gene Ontology annotation, molecular function: protein binding. Bases 253 to 3213 code for a protein of 986 amino acids. The record is from RefSeq and is a predicted model, not a curated record. NCBI's taxonomy places the organism in Eukaryota, Metazoa, Chordata, Actinopteri, Cichliformes, Cichlidae. The transcript is spliced from 8 exons.
GAUGGCAGGAAGUGGUUUUCUGCUCAAUAGCGAAAGUAUUUAGAGUUCAAACUUCAUUUUACAGAAAUGGAGCUCAAGGAGGGAAAGAAGGUAAUUGUUAUUGUGUAUUUAUAUGAUGUAAGAAUAACCAUAAACAAUUGUUUUUGACCGAAAAGAUGUGCCUCAAUUCUGAACAUCUUUGUACUUGUAGCACAUUUUGGUACAUGCGCUUGUGACAUAACAUACACAGGAGCAUGGUGGAGGAAAAUAAACAUGGGGUCUGCUGUCUCGUGGACUGCAAGAGAAAAUAAGGAUCUGCUCAUUUAUGAGAAUUGUCAGCUUGGUUUAUUACACACUAGACUCCUGUCUGCAGUGUGUUUGUGUUUUACUUCCUGUUCCAGGUGUGAAGUUUUUGUCUUUCAGUGUUGCCGGUUUCUCUCAGAUGCACUGAAAAUGAGGGAUCUGCAUCAAGAGGAUUACAGAGCAGAGUCUCCAGGAUCCAGCUGUCUAUCUAUGAAGAGUGACUGGUCCAAAGCUCAGCCUCCAGUGUUCAACACUGAACCUGGACUCUCAGACACUAAAGGUCAACACCACAUACACAUCACAUCAUCUGCAGAAUCUAGCUGUGUGUCUGCGAAGAGUGACUGGUCCAAAGAGCAUAAUCCAAACUUCAGUGAUGAACCCGCCACCUUAGACAAACAAGAGAAGAGUUAUGUUAGUGUGGAGGAGCAACUAUCCUACUGUGCUUUGUGUCAGGACAUCCUGAAGCAUCCAGUCUCUACCAAUUGUAGACACUGGUUCUGCAGACAAGGGAGAGACUCCUUGUGUCCACAGUAUGGAUGCAAGUCCAAAGUGCAGACCGCCAGUCAGAGAGGUUGUGCUCAAACAGAUGUUGGCCUGCAAGAGGUUUUAGAUGAACAUAAGAUCAGUCUAAGGAGGAGAUGUGAACAUGUGACUGAAGGAAGUGAUGAAACAGGAAGUGGGACUCUGCUCAACAGGAUCUACACUGAGCUUUACAUCACAGAGGAACAGAGUGAAGAAGUUCAUACCCAACAUGAGGUGAGGCAGCUGGAGACAGCUUCCAAGACCAUCCAUGACACUCCAAUCAGGUGCCAGGACAUCUUUAAAGCUUUAGCUGACCAACAGAGACCCAUCAGAGUGGUUCUGACAAAUGGCAUUGCCGGCAUUGGAAAAACAUUCUCAGUGCAGAAGUUCACUCUGGACUGGGCAGAAGGUUUGGAAAACCAACAUGUCAGUGUAGUGAUUCUGCUUUCAUUCAGGGAACUGAACCUGAUCAGAGAUGAGCAGUACAGUCUUCUGGAGCUGCUCCAUGUUUUCCAUCCAACAUUACAGAAGGUCACAGCAGAGCAGCUCGCUGUCUGUAAACUUUUGUUCAUCUUUGAUGGCCUGGAUGAAAGCAGACUUUCAUUGGAUUUCACCAACAGGAAGCUCGUGUCUGAUGUCACACAGAAGUCAUCAGUCAGCGAGCUGCUGACAAACCUCAUCGAGGGGAAUCUGCUUUCUUCUGCUUUCAUCUGGAUAACUUCCCGACCUGCAGCAGCCAAUCAGAUCCCUCCGAUAUGUGUGGACCGGGUGACAGAAGUACGAGGCUUCACUGACGCCCAGAAGGAGGAGUACUUCAUGAGCAGAUUCAGUGAUGAAGAGCUGUCCAGCAGAAUCAUCUCACACAUGAAGACAUCCAGGAGCCUCCACAUCAUGUGUAGAAUCCCAGUCUUCUGCUGGAUCACUGCUACAGUUCUGGAGCACAUGUUGACUACAGAGCAGAGAGGAGAGCUGCCCAAGACCCUGACUGACAUGUACUCACACUUCCUGCUGGUCCAGACAAAGAGAAAGAAGCACAAAUACCAUGAGGGACAUGAGACAAGUCCACAGGAGCUGAUGGAGGCUGACAGGGAAGUUCUCCUGAAGCUGGGGAGGCUGGCCUUUGAACAUCUUGAGAAAGGAAACAUCCUAUUUUACCAAGAAGACCUGGAGCAGUGUGGUCUGGAUGUCACAGAGGCCUCAGUGUACUCAGGAGUUUGUACAGAGAUCUUCAAAAGAGAGUGUGUGAUCUUCCAGAAACCAGUCUACUGCUUUGUUCAUCUGAGCAUCCAGGAGUUUCUGGCUGCUGUCUACAUGUUCCACUGUUACAGCAACAGGAAGGAAGAGGAGCUGGAGAAGUUUCUGAGAAAUGAUUUUCCUGAUUUAUUUACCAAUGAUUUUGAUGAUGGCAUGGCCAUCUAUUUUCAAGAGGACUUUCUGUCCACUGUCAUGCAGAAAUCUCUCCAAAGUAAGAAUGGCCACCUGGACCUAUUUGUCCGCUUUAUUCAUGGCCUGUCACUAGACUACAACCAGAGACUCUUAGGAGGUCUGCUCAAUAAGACAGAGUACAGUCCAGAAAUCAUCCAGAGAGUCAUCAAUAAUCUGAAGAAGAUGAAGAGUGGUAAAAUCUCUCCUGAUAGAAGUAUCAACAUCUUUCAUUGUUUGAUGGAGAUGAAUGACCUCUCAGUACAUCAGGAGAUCCAAGAGUUCCUGAAGUCAGAAAACAGAUCAGAGAAGGAACUCUCUGACAUCCAUUGCUCAGCUCUGGCCUACAUGUUGCAGAUGUCAGAGGAGGUUCUGGAUGACCUAGACCUGAAUAAGUAUAACACAUCAGAGGAGGGACGGCGAAGACUUAUUCCAGCUGUAAGGAACUGCAGAAAGGCACGGCUUUCUAGCUGUGAACUCUCAGAAAGUCACUGUGAAAUUGUCGCAUCAGCUCUGAAGUCCAGUCCCUCCCAUCUGACAGAACUGGACCUGAGUGGAGCCAAACUCCCUGAUUCAGCUUUGAAGCAGCUGUUUACUGGUCUAGAGAGUGCAAACUGUAGGCUGGAGACUCUAAGUUUAUGGGAUUGCAGUUUGUCAGACAUCAGCUGUGCUGCUCUGGUGUCUGCUCUCAAGUCCAACCCCUCCCAUCUGAAAUAUUUGGACUUGAGUCUCAACAAACUGCAAGAUUCAGGAGUGAAACACCUAUGUGAUUUUCUUCAGAGUCCACACUGCAGAUUGGAGACUCUGAGAUUGUAUCGUUGCGAUUUGUCAGUGAUCAGCUGUGCUGCUCUGGUGUCUGCUCUCACGUCCAACCCCUUUCAUAUGAAACAUCUUGACCUGAGCUACAACAAGUUGCAGAAUUCAGAUGUGCAGCACCUGUUUGAGCUUCUGAAGAGUCCACAAUGUAGACUGGAUCUUAGGAUCUGAGAGUGAAGUCAUUUUGGUAAACAAGACAGCGUGUGUGCCAAGAGAGGAUAAGCUGUGUCUUGAUGAUGUUGAAGUAGCAAUGUUCUGACUGGGCCAUGUUACUGGGAGGUUGAGUGGAAAGCAGAGCUUCAUCCAGCAGUGACUGACAGAGGAGUCAUCACCUCACAGAAGCUGUUUCUUUCAGGUGAAGAUAGAUAAUCCAUCACUAAAGUGUUUCAGGAGUCUCAGAGGUUUAUUUCCACUGUGGACUUGAAUGACAUCUGCAGGUUUGAGGCUAAAAAUCUCUGCAAGUGUGAGCUUCCAGCUCACCAAGUUCAGUCCAACAUGUUGAUAUGAGAGCUGAAAGGAAGCUGGCUACACUACACAGCUCCUCCCCGACUCCUCUCCUGUUCUCUGUACUGGAUGUGCUGUCUUACUGACUGACGGCUGAUGAAGAGUCCCCAUGGAAACACUUGAUUCACAUAUCAGUUCUGUUAUAGUGGAAGGACUCAUUCUGCAGUGUCUGACAGAUGAAUGAGACGAUGUGCAGAUGAUUGUCAGUGCUGCAAAGCGAACUGCUCUGUGAACAACUCCACUGUCAGACAUUAUGUAGAGUGCAGCAUCACCCCUGUGUGUCCCUCUGGAUGAUUAGUGUAUUUGAACUGUUCUGUCCUUCUACACACAGCGAGUCCUGUGUUUCACACUCACACACCUCCCCAAUCUGUAUUUUAUUUCAUCCUUUUAUUCACACAUAUUCUGCAGCCAGAAUUGCAGAAACUCGAAACUACAGAUCAGAAACUACAGAUCAUGUCUGCUUAGGACAUUUACACAACAGCAUUUACAGCCAUGUAUACAGUGGAGAGGCAGCUUAGUUGGCUGUCAACUAGUGCAAAGUGUGUGCUUAUCACUAUGGUUCUUUAUGUUGUAGUGUCACCCUGUGGCAUGAUGGAGAACUGCAGUUAAUGUUCUCUUUAUAUCUCAUGUGGGCACCCUGCAUGUGCAAUGACCAUUCUUUAAUCAGGACAGGGUUAUAUUUGUGUCCCCCUAUGACAAACUUGAAAUAAUGUGUACAAGAAAAAAUUAGAAUCAGUGAUUAGACUAAAUUAAAAAAAAUGAAGGAGUAUACAAGCAAAACUUCAUGAAUAUGAAAUAUAUUAAUGUUAGUGUUGUAAUAUCACCUGUGAGGAUGUAUAGGGAUUCAAAUGUGGUGCAUUUAGGUACGUAUGGUUGUGAUAGUGAGCACUGUCUGAUGAGAGAGGUCUAUGCCCAUAUGCACGCCCACUGUACAUAUUACGGUUGCUGUACUGCAGUAACUUUAAAAAGGAUGGAUAAAACAGACUGAUGGAGGACAAAGGAAGAAGAAACUUUUCAGCACUUGCAGUAAAUGAAGUUCAGUGACUAGAAGAAAAAAAAACGGGGUCUGCUGGAGUGGUGGAAUGGCAGAGAAGGACAGGGGGAAACUUAAUAAACUGGUCAAGAGGGCCAGCUCUGUCCUGGACUGUCCGCUUUAGUCCAUUGAGCAGGUUGGGGAGGAGAGCAUGUUAUCUAAGCUAACAUCCAUCAUAGACAACACCUCCCACCCCCUGCAUGACACUGUUUGAGCACUGAGCAGCUCAUUCAGCAAUAGACUUUUACACCCACAGUUUAGGAAAGAGCGCUACCACAGGUCAUUCUUACCAGUAGCUGUUAGACUCUAUAACACAGUUUAACAUGGUUAUUUUACUCAUCACUGGUUUAAUUGACAUAUCAUAUGUUUUUAAUUGCUGCUACUCAUUUGCAUCUUGUUUGCACACUGUAUAUUUCACCAGGAGUAUUCAUACAUCCCCACACACACUUGUGUACAUAUCACUGUAGAUUUUAUACAUAUCUCUGUACAUUUUUAUUUAUGCAUACGAAUUUCGGUUGCUUAUAUAUAUAAGACUACUUUAUGUCUAUAUUGCUCUUGCUAUAAGAGAUAAUAAAGGUUUAUUCUAUUCUG